Ixodes scapularis (black-legged tick) is the source of this 1485-nucleotide messenger RNA. Its product is annotated as putative nuclease HARBI1. The transcript has 4 exons. The coding region runs from base 174 to 1430 and encodes 418 amino acids. NCBI's taxonomy places the organism in Eukaryota, Metazoa, Arthropoda, Arachnida, Ixodida, Ixodidae. The record is from RefSeq and is a predicted model, not a curated record.
AGUAGUUCUCCGCGCAGGCUUUUUCGGAGGAGUACGAUCUGUAGUCGCAACAUUUCAGUUUCGAUUUCAACGUUCUGGCGACCGGCGAGGGAGUGAGGGAUUUUCGCGGCUUUUUGGUUUCGUUUGCUGGGUAGGCUCUCUUCUUGUGCUCGCUUUCGUUCCUCGAUCUCGUCAUGACCGACUCGACCGAGAGUACUGCGGCUUUGGCGUCGUUGCAGUUAAUUUUAGGUCUAUUAGAAAGCAGUGACAGCAGUGACAGCGAAAGCAGCGACAGCGACGAAGACGACGGAGAUACAAGCUCCUCCAGCUCGAGUGACGACGAGGCAGCCGUUCUCGGCGAAGUGUUCGCCGAGACGUUCGCCUUGCCAGCGAAGAGGCCCAAGAUAACCCGUUAUGUCGAAGACGUUGUGCGCGCCUAUUCGGAUGAAGAGUUCCGACGCAACUUUCGCCUCCAACGGGAGCCCGCCUACGCCGUGAUCGAGAGGUACGAGCGGUCUGUAUAUUACAGGGGAUCGAUUCACGGAGGGUCCAACCCGAAAACCGCCGAAGUUUGCAUCCUCUCUUUUCUCUGGUAUGCUGGCAACAAAACCUGCAUUCGAGAUGUUGCAGGCCGCUUUGACAUGGGGGAAAGCACCCUUUCCCGCAUCCUGAAUCGUGUGGCUGAGUUCCUGUGCAGCAUUGCUCCAGAUGAGAUCCGCUUUCCUGACGAUGUGGCAGCCCUUGCCAAGGAUUUUGAGGAGGUUUCAGGCUUUCCUGGGGUCGUGGGUUGCGUCGACGGCAGCUACAUCGGCAUCCGGUGCCCUGACAACAAGGUGAAGUCAACAUAUGUCAAUCGACAUGACAAGACUUCACUGACGUUGCAGGGCAUCUGUGAUCACAGACGCCGCUUUGUGGAUGUUUUCACGGGCCCACCAAGCAAGAUUCACGACUCAAGGAUUUAUAAAUUAUCGUUUGUGUCGCGGAUCAUCCCAUUUCUAUGCUGCAUGGGCAAGUAUCACCUUCUUGGCGAUGCAGCAUACCCGUUGAGGGAGACUUUGGUCACUCCUUUUCGGGAUUAUGGGACAUUAACUAACCAGCAGAAGAGCUUCAACACUAAGUUGAGCUCCACAAGGGUGCUCAUUGAGAAUGCCUUCGGGCUACUCAAACAGCGCUUCAGGCAACUGAUAAACCUGGAGUUCCCGACAGUGCGCCGAAUGUCCACGUUUAUCAUUGCUUGUUGCGUCUUGCACAACUUGUGCAUUGAUGCUGGGGACACUGAAAUCCGUGAUGCUGAGGUGGAAGAGCUGAGGCGCCAGGAGUUGCUCAGGGUGGACAGCAGGGGCUCGCCCGAGGAGGACCUGCCGGGCGUCUCUCUCUCGGAUGCCGCACUCAGGGUGCUCGGACGCAUUAAAAGGGACAGGCUGGUCUCAUCCCUUUUCCCCACUGGUUGAGCUCCUCGCGCAGGCAUCAAGCGCUCAAUGGCGCCCUGAGGCAGCUCCUGAUAAC